GUUUUGGUGAUGUCAGAUGAAACAGUACAAGUUCUAUUUUUAAUUGAGUGACAUGGAAAUAAUUGGACAAAGUCAAUGGCAGUCAGUCAAAGUUAAAAAAGCGACAGACGAUCAAGAAACAAACCCAGGAACAACCAGUAGAAUUCAGCCAACCCAUGAAUGUCUAAAAUUCAAAUGUCUAAAACUCCAUCUAUAUUAACAUACAGCUUACCUAUAGAGGACUGUGAGCGUGAUGGUCUAUGUCAUUUCUGUUUGUCUCUUUUGUGUACAUCUUCCCCAGUUUCUCCCUCAGUCUCUCAAUACAUAAAUGACAGAUUUUGUUUCAGCUAUGGGCAUGAACAAGUAACAUUUUUCCCCCAUGUAAACUAACUGAAUCAAUAUGAGAGUUCCUGAACUACGAACAACUAUGAACUAUGAACUAUGAACUAUGAACUAUGAACAAUGAACUACAGUUACUCUCUCGUUUUGUCUCCCUCUUUCUUUCGCUCUCUUUCACACCAUGGUCACCAUGGCCACCGUGUUAUUCUGCCUUCCCUCCUCUCCUUCUGUUCUUCUGCCUUUGUACCUAUCCAUUUCCCCUCCUCCAUAAUUACUUGUCAUUCUGUCUUCACUUCAAUUUCUCACUGUUGUUACUCCUGGCUCUCAUGUUCUCAUCCUUUCAUUCUAUUUUUGACCACCCAAAACACAUUCCUCCAUCUCUCUCCCUCCCCCCCUCGGCUGCCACCUUUUCUCUCUCAGACUAUGACGACUAUUAUGACGUACACCCGUGGGGGUGGGGCCGCCGGGCGGGCGGCUCUCGCAUGAGGAUGCCAUUGCGGCUUUUGCUGUGGGAGCACGCCUCUUCCUCCUCCACCUCCUCCUUCUGCACUACCUCCUCCUCCUCCUCCUCCUCCUCUAUCACCUCGUCGCCCUCCUGCCCGUCCUCGCGGUGGUGGCCAAUGGCGGUGGCGCCCUUCACGUUCUCCUCCUCCGUCUCCUCACCGCUGCUGCUGCUGCCGGCGAUACCGGUCCCGCAAGGCCAGUCGCCGCACCCGGCAGAAGGCAUGGUCACGCUGGAACAGAAGACCACCUUCUUCUUGGUGUCCUUCCUCUUCAUAAUGCUGGGCGUGCUCAUCGUGCGCUGUUUCCGCAUCCUGCUGGACCCCUACCGCAGCAUGCCCACCUCCACCUGGGCUGACGGCCUCGACGGCCUCGAGAAGGGACAGUUCGACAACACACUGGCAUAGAGGGGAGGGGUCCACCUUGGCCAACGGCCUCGACAGACUGUAGAAGGGACAGUUUUUGCACCUGGAUGGCCUCAAGAACACACUGAUGCAGGGGCAGGAGGGCCUCGAGAAGGGACAGUUUGACUACACCCUGGCGUAGAGGGGAGGGGUCCACACGUGCUGACAGACCCUGGAGAAGGGCCAGUUUGACUACACGAUGGCAUAGAGUGUGUGUGUGUGGGAGGGGGGGGAGUGUGCAUCUGGAUGGCCUCAAGAGCACACUGACGCAGGGGGGGAACACACACCGAAGGCCUAGAGAAGGGACAGUUUGACAUCACACUGGCGCAGAUAGUGUUUUAACGUGAGGGUUAAAGAGUGGGCAAGUGCUCAUUGAGAUACGUGUGUUACAUACAUUAGACUACACAGAAAUCUGUAGAGAUAUACAUAUAAAUAGAUGUAGACAAAAACACACACACACACACACACACACACAAACCCAUAUGUAAGGGACAUGAUGAUGAGGAGAUGUUGAUACAGAGGCUAUAAAAGGAAAUGCCUAUAGAAACAGAUUCUUCCCAUAGGUAUAGGAUUGUAUAGAUUGAUUACUGGUACUUUGUUCCCACUUCCCAGCCUACUGCCUUCUGGAGACCCAAUGACAUAGGUUAUAAUGGACACUACUUAAAGCAUCUUAAUGCCUUUACUGAAUGCAUUUACUGAAUGGUGAUAGAGUGACUUAAACAUGCCGUUUUGAUAACUUUCUCCACCAAGGCAUUUCUAGGAAAGGGAAUUUCUAUUGUAUCCUGCUCUGUUUCUAUGUAUCUCACCUGGGUACAAACAUAGAUAUGUAGGUAUUGACACACAUGAACAAACAGAGAGAGACAAAGAUACACGUAUGUGUUUUAAGGGUGGAGAUGUUAGGAGAUGUGCUUAUGUAAUGUAAUGGUAGCACACACACAAGGGUGUAAGAGAGGGCAGGUGAAUACUAACAUGCUCAGUACUUGCACCCCUUCCAGAGUAUAGAGUAUAGUAGAUGCAGGUGCAUGACUGCACAGAGACCGAUGCAAGUACACACUGAUACGGGGAAGUUGAAAGGAACAGCCUUCCUGUUGGUAGUCUACUAAUCUAGAAAAAGACUCUCGCCACUAACCAACGCACUGGAGGUUUACAUGUGUUUAUUCAGAUGUCCUCCAAAAGAUCACCACCUGCAAACACACACACCUGCUCUCCGACACACUUGUGUUCACACUCUAAAACACACACGCACACACACACACAGAGAGAGAGAGAGAGAGAGAGAGAGAGAGAGAGACACACACAUGAGCCAAAUACAUGCACUCCUUGGACAAACAUUUGCGCACACACACACCUUUUGUAUUUACAGGGUGUUGUUUGAGAGGAACUCUGCUUGGACGCUCUAUCACGAGAGGCUGCAAAUAGCCUCAGGCCCAUUCCAGUGGCCCGACUGAAGGCUCCAGUCCUACAGGGUAGUUCUCUUUUUACCUCAUCUCUCUCUCUCUCUCUCUCUCUUUCUCUCUCUCUCCUUGUUUCCCUCUAUCUCGUUUUGCCUCUCUGCAGACUGUGUGCCACUGCACAGACUGCUCAGUAAAUGUUCCAACUCCAGCACUUUGAAAAUUCCCACCAAUGCACUGAGGCACAUAAAGUGUUUGCAGACUGGCAUUGACAAACGAGUGAUCCUUAUCUAUGGAAUGGUGCGCUUUAUCAGCGGCCCUCCAAGCAGAAAGUCAUCAAUGGAACUUUCAGCGUUCGUUUUGACUUCCCUGAUUGGAUUCUUGGGCCCACUGGCUAAUCACAAAAUGUCAUCCCCUUCUAUCACUUAGCAGUAAACACGGCGCAUUCGUUUUGAUUACGGAUCUCACAUUCCGCGGCUGCUCCACUGAACUGACUGAUUAGCACAAUAAUAAAAAAAAUAAAAAACCAUAACAGGGAGCGAUUUCAUGUCAGUGGCUGUGAUUAAGUGCUCGGAAUCCCAUUCAUCUGUUUAGAAUGCGAUUAAUAUCUUGCAGUUUCACUUCUGUUCAUCCUGAGCAAAUAACACACGACGGAAGAAAUAUACACUAAAUUGCUAUGGGAACAAAAAAAUGAUAUACUGUAUGUACACCCUUAACACAUUGCAGAGGGAUUCACAAUGAGAAAACUACUGCCAGUCUCAUCCAGGUUGGGUAACAAAUUACUUUUAUUAGGGUUUUCUGAGCCCCCGUAUGGCUGUCAUUACUCAAACUCUACCUUCGGUGUAUUGUGAGGGAGUCCAUACGGUGGUGUGUAGAGCCAUUUUAGUGCCAUUUAAAAGCCCUUCCCCGGUACUUUUGAACACCCCAUUGCUCCCCUGAUGACCAGGAUCUGCUUUGCAGAUCGACAGUAAUGAAAUGCCUCAGUUCGCGCUCUGACUCAUUGCACAUGUCUAAUAACUUUAUCUAAGUGUUAGUUUAAGAGUCAACGAGUCAAGGAGAUCCCAUUUGAUUUAGUGUUUGGAUGUGGUCUUUGUCCACCAUUUGAAAGAUUAUUUUGGUGAACGCUGUUUUAGAGAAUUCAUUCGUCAGUCUUUGUAAAUUAAAAAUGGUUCAGCGGCUGUUGAUGUGGAAUCGCUAACUUCGUCCUCCCAAAGGCCACCUGGUGUGAUGUUGGGUUCGAUGCCUACGUGCCGGACCCCACAUCCAAUGAUAUUUUUGUUAUUGCACUAUAUUUCUCAUCUGUGAGCCACAGUCACUGCUACGAGUGAGUCGAUGAGGUUGUCCAAAUGUUGCCGAAAGACAAGCACUGUAUCACAAGUCAGACAGGUGUGUGGCUUGGAGCAAUGAACUGAGCUUGAUUGAACUCUCAACGAUGUCAUCAGGUGUUCACUUCCUGUCAGUUGCCGUACUGUUAAAAAAGACUCUGGAAGACCUGCCACCCCUCGGUCACCCAUCUGCACUUCUUCUUCCUUUAGACUGACUGCAGGCUGUGUUCACACACACACACACACACACACACUUUUAUACACGCACGCACGCACGCAUGCACACACACACACACACACACCUACACACGCACACACACACACACACACACACACUAACGUGCGCUGCCGUGACUGUUGGCCCCCUGUAAAGCAUUAUUCUCCUGAGGAGAACUGCUUCUCUUUGAAUAGGCUUGUAUUCAACGCAAAGCAGUUUAGCAGUGCUGUGCUGAACACGUGCUUAUGUGUAUGUGUCAUCCAAAAAACAAACAAAAAAUAAAUAAAUCUGAUGUCCAAGUAUAUCAAACAACUUCCAACUUACAGGGUUUUUUUCGUGGACAAAGGGAUGUGUGUGUGCCCUUACUUGUGAUUGUAGAGAUUUGUAGACCUGCCUACUGUUAACGAUUCAAAUUUCUGUCUUCAUUGCACUAGAGAACAAGUUUAAAAAAGAAAGUCUAUUUUCAGUCUGUGAAAUAAAAUGCAUAGAUGGUCUCUAGAUCAGUCUGUGUGGUUCCUUAAAAGAGUGUGUGCUGAAAUUGAUGGUGAUUGAUAAUAAGUCCUGUUGAAACAACCGUGCAGCCACUUCCUGGUGUGUUCCACAGCUACAUUUGUGUGCUAAGAAUAACUAUUAAUAAACUGUUUCCCUGUU
Messenger RNA from Clupea harengus (Atlantic herring), 4807 nucleotides. RefSeq names its product cortexin 3 (gene ctxn3). Lineage: Eukaryota; Metazoa; Chordata; Actinopteri; Clupeiformes; Clupeidae. The record is from RefSeq and is a predicted model, not a curated record.